AUGGGAGAAAUAAAAAGCUUUUACACCUUCAUGUGUGCCUGCAUUGAUGGCAUUUCUGAUACACUGAAGCGGUUUGCGGUAAAAGUAACCACAGCCAGUGUGAAGGAACGGAGAGAGAUCCUCAGUGAGCUGGGAAAAUGCAUUUCUGGGAAAGAUCUUCCAGAGGGUGCAGUGAAAGGCCUUUGCAAACUCUUCUGCCUUACCCUGCAUCGAUACCGCGAUGCAGCAUCCCGCAGAGCCCUGCAGCUGGCACUUCAGCAGCUUGCAGAAUCCCAGCCAGAUGCAACAGCAAAAAACCUUCUGCACUCACUUCAGUCUUCAGGGAUCAGUGGCAAGGCUGGAGUUCCCAGUAAGAGCAGUGGAUCUGCAGCUCUGCUGGCACUCUCCUGGACAUGCCUGCUUGUACGCACAGUCUUUCCAACACCUGACAAGAGACAGGGAGAAACAUGGAAAAAACUGGUGGAGGUUCAGUGUUUGCUCCUUUUGGAAGUCCUGGGAGGUUCUCAUAAGCAGGCAGUGGAUGGGGCCGUGAAGAAAUUGAACAGGCUGUGGAAAGAGAACCAAGAUCUGGUGGAUCAGUACCUAUCUGUCAUUCUUGGUCUUGAACCAAACCAGAGUUAUGCUGCAAUGUUGGGACUUGUGGUGCAGUUUUGCACAGCCCAGAAAGAACUUGAUAUUAUUAAACGAUACAAGAGUGCUCUUCUGGAUUUCUACUUGAAGACCAUCCUUAUGAGCAAGACAAAGCCUCAGAAGCAUGUGCUGGACAGCUGUUCCCCGCUUCUUCGGUACAUGUCUCAUGCUGAAUUCAAGGACUUGGUUUUGCCAACUCUGCAGAAAUCCCUGCUACGGAGUCCUGAGAACGUCAUUGAAACAAUCUCUUGCUUGCUCGUAUCUGUGAACCUGGAUCUCAGCCAGUAUGCUCUAGACAUUGUGAAAGGGCUGGCCAGUCAUCUGAAAUCCAACAGCAUGCAGCUGAUGGAUGAAGCAGUUGUAGCAUUAAAGAACUUGGCUCGGCAGUGCAGUGAUCCUUCGGCUGUGGAGUCGCUGGGCAGACACCUUUUUGCCAUCUUAGGGGGCUCAGAAGGGAAGCUGACCGUUGUUGCUCAGAAGAUGAGUGUCCUUUCAGGGAUUGGUAGCCUUAGUCACCAUGUGGUUUCUGGAUCCUCUAGCCAAGCUCUCGCUGGAACCCUGGCUGAGCUUUUCAUCCCUUUUCUGCAACAAGAAGUCCAUGAAGGCACCUUGGUUCAUGCAGUCUCUGUCCUGGCUCUUUGGUGUGUUCGGUUCACCACAGAAGUUCCUAAGAAGCUGGUAGAAUGGCUAAAGAAGGCCUUCAGCCUUAAAACCUCUACUUCAGCUGUGAGACAUGCCUACCUGCAGUGCAUGCUAGCCUCUUUCAAAGGUGACACAUUAUUACAGGGAAUGGACUUGCUGCCAAUGCUGAUCCAGACGGUGGAAAAAGCAGCAUCUCAAAGCACCCAGGUUCCCAUGGUAACUGAAGGAGUUGCUGCAGCUUUGUUGAUCUGCAGGAUGUCUGUAAUUGAGGGACAAACCGAGACUAAGCUGAGUGGUUUCUGGCAGCUGAUUCUGGAUGAGAAAAAACAAAUUUUUACAUCAGAGAAGUUCUUGCAGUCUGCGCCAGAGGAAGCAAUGUGUACAGUACUGCAGCUGACAGAGCGCCUUCUCUUGGAUCAUGCACAACGACUGCCUGAAAGUAAAGUUCAGCAGUAUCACCGUGCCCUUGUUGCAGUACUGCUGAGUCGGACCUGGCAUGUUCGAAGACAGGCCCAUCAAACAGUUAAGAAGCUCUUGUCCUCUCUGGGAGGGUACAAACUGGCCUAUGGGCUCUUGGAGGAGCUGAAAGUGGUUCUCAGUUCUCACAAGGUUCUGCCUCAUGAGGUCCUGGUGAUGGAGUCAGGAGAGCUGUCAGAGCUAGGAAAGACUUACAUUCCUCCCCGUGUCCUUCAUGAGGCACUCUGUGUCAUCUCAAGUGUGGCAGGGCUUGAUGUGGAUUCCUGUGAGCCAGAAAAGCUGGCAUUGGAGAUGCUGCUGGUGAGCCAUCAUCCAUCUGUAGUGGCAGUGCAGCCAGGUCUUUGGCCAGCCCUCCUCAUCAAGAUGAAGAUAGAUCCCAAAGACUUCAUUACCAAACACCUGAAUGACAUAUUACCCAGGAUCACUGCCUAUGCUCCGGAGAACCAGUCAUCUAUGAAUGCAGUGGGAUCUCUCUCUCUGCUUUCACCUGGUAGAGUGCUCCCACAGCUCAUCAGCACUAUCUCAGCAUCAAUGGAGAAUCCAGCUCUGUGCCAGGUUACUCGAGAGGAAUUUGCCAUCAUGAAGACACCAGAGGGAGAACUGUAUGACAAAUCUAUAAUACAGAGUGCUCAACAGGAUAGCAUGAAAAAGGCCAACAUGAAGAGGGAGAAUAAAGCUUAUUCCUUCAAGGAACAAAUCAUUGAGCUAGAGCUGAAGGAGGAAAUAAAGAAGAAGAAAGGAAUAAAGGAUGAGGUGCAGCUGACUAGCAAGCAGAAGGAGCUGAUGCAUGCACAGCUGGAAAGGGAGUCUCAGAUAAGAAAACGUCUGAAGGAGCUUGAUAAUGAGCUGGAAACAGCCCUAGGACUCCUGGACACUGUUAUAAAGAGAAAGCCUCCUGGUCUAACUCAGUACAUCCCUGGUCUCAUUGGUUCCUUCUUGCCACUUUUUCGAUCGCCUUUGGCUGCUCCAAGGAUUAAGGAACCUUUUCUUUCCUUAGCUUCCUGUGUCAUGCCUGCUCGACUGAAAACCUUUGGUACUUUAGUGAGCCAUGUGACCUUGCGCCUGAUGAAGCCAGAAUGUGAAUUAGAUGAAUCCUGGUGUCAAGAAGAGCUGUCUACUGCUCUGAACAGAGUUGUUGGCUUGCUGCAUGCCCAUACCAUUCCUAGCCGAACAGGCAAGGGAGAGCCAGGUGCUGCCCCAUUAUCUGCUCCAGCGUUUUCCUUAGUUUUUCCUCUCCUAAAAACUGUUAUGACUGAGACGCCUCAUGACAGUGAAGACAAGGAGGAGUUUCUGGUCAAGAUUCUGCAGAUCCUUACGGUCCAUGCUCAGAUGAGAUCAUCAGCAAAUGGCCAAGCUUUGCUGGUGGAUGAGAAUGGCCCAGAGUUGCUGCCUCGGAGGGACAUGCUGGUUCUGCUGACCCGGGUGAUAGGAACGGGUUCUCCACGGUUACAGGUUUUGGCUUCCAAUGCACUGACUGCCCUGUGCACAAGCAGCAGCGGGGAGGAUGGCUGUGCAUAUGCAGAACAGGAAGAGAUCGACGUGUUACUUCAGGCCCUGCAAUCUCCAUGCAUGAAUGUUCGCGAUGCAGCCCUCAGGGGUCUGAUGGAGCUACAAAUGGUUCUACCAACACCAGACAGCGAUGAAAAGAAUGGACUGAAUUUGUUACGUCGCCUUUGGGUAGUAAAGUUUGAUGUGGAAGAUGAGAUUCAGAAGUUAGCAGAGAGGUUGUGGGAGUCCAUGGGUCUGGAGCUGCAGCCUGACCUCUGCUCUCUGCUGAUCAAAGAUGUCAUCUACCAUGAAGAGGCAGUGCGACAAGCAGGUGCUGAAGCUCUUUCCAGAGCUGUAGCUCAGUAUCGAAACCAAGCAGCAGAGGUCAUGAAUAAACUUACAGAGAUUUACCAGGAGAAGCUCUACAGGCCACCUCCAGUUUUGGAUGCUUUGGGACGAGUGAUAUCUGAAUCACCACCUGACCAGUGGGAAGCAAGGUGUGGUAUAGCUUUGGCCCUCAACAAACUCUCACAGCAUCUGGACAGUUCUCAGGUGAAGCCCCUCUUUCAGUUUUUUGUACCGGAUGCCCUGAAUGAUCGCAGUCCUGAAGUCAGGAAGUGCAUGUUAGAUGCAGCUCUUUCAACUCUCAACACUCAUGGCAAAGACAAUGUUAACUCUCUCUUGCCAGUGUUUGAAGAAUUCCUGAAAAAUGCUCCUAAUGAUGCCAGUUAUGAUGCUGUCAGGCAGAGCGUGGUCAUUCUAAUGGGUUCACUGGCAAAACAUCUGGACAAGAGCGACCCUAAAGUGAAACCAAUUGUUGGCAAACUGAUAGCAGCCUUGUCCACGCCAUCUCAGCAGGUUCAGGAGUCGGUGGCAAGCUGUUUACCACCCCUGGUGCCUGCAAUUAAAGAGGAUGCAGGAGGAAUGAUACAGAAGCUGAUGCAGCUGCUUUUAGAAUCUGAUAAGUAUGCUGAGCGCAAAGGUGCAGCUUAUGGGCUGGCGGGCCUGGUGAAAGGCCUUGGCAUCCUUUCUCUCAAGCAGCAGGAGAUGAUGACCACGCUGACCGAUGCUAUCCAGGACAAGAAGAACUUCCGUCGGCGUGAGGGGGCUCUGUUUGCCUUUGAGAUGCUCUGCAGCAUGCUUGGAAAGCUCUUUGAGCCCUAUGUGGUUCAUGUGCUACCUCACUUGCUACUUUGUUUUGGAGAUGGGAACCAGUAUGUGCGAGAGGCUGCAGAUGACUGUGCCAAAGCCGUGAUGAGCAACUUGAGUACUCAUGGAGUGAAGCUGGUUUUGCCAUCACUUCUUGCAGCACUAGAAGAGGAGUCCUGGAGAACCAAAGCUGGAUCGGUGGAACUGCUGGGGGCUAUGGCGUACUGUGCUCCCAAACAGCUCUCUUCCUGCUUACCCAAUAUUGUGCCAAAACUUACUGAAGUGCUCACAGACUCUCAUGUGAAGGUGCAGAAUGCAGGUCAGCAAGCUCUCAGGCAGAUUGGGUCUGUCAUCAGGAAUCCAGAGAUCCUGGCAAUUGCUCCAGUUCUGUUGGAUGCUCUCACUGACCCCUCCAGGAAGACCCAGAAGUGUCUGCAGACUCUACUGGAUACCAAAUUUGUCCAUUUCAUUGAUGCACCAUCCUUAGCACUGAUCAUGCCAAUUGUCCAGAGAGCUUUUCAAGAUCGUUCCACAGACACCAGGAAAAUGGCUGCCCAGAUCAUUGGGAACAUGUACUCCCUCACUGAUCAGAAGGAUCUGGCUCCUUACCUGCCCAGCGUGACUCCUGGCCUGAAGGCAUCCCUGUUGGAUCCUGUACCUGAAGUGCGUACAGUGUCCGCAAAGGCACUGGGAGCCAUGGUGAAGGGUAUGGGAGAAUCAUGCUUUGAGGAUUUGUUGCCGUGGCUGAUGGAGACGCUGACAUAUGAGCAGAGCUCAGUGGAUCGAUCUGGUGCUGCUCAAGGUCUGGCUGAAGUUAUGGCUGGUUUGGGGGUAGAAAAGCUGGAGAAACUUAUGCCGGAGAUUGUAGCUACUGCCAGUAAAGUGGAUAUUGCUCCGCAUGUACGAGAUGGUUAUAUCAUGAUGUUCAACUACCUACCAAUUACCUUUGGAGACAAGUUCACUCCCUAUGUUGGUCCCAUCAUUCCUUGUAUCCUUAAGGCACUGGCAGACGAGAAUGAGUUUGUGCGGGACACUGCCUUGCGCGCUGGCCAGAGAAUCAUAAGCAUGUAUGCCGAGACUGCCAUUGCACUUCUCCUGCCACAGCUUGAGGAUGGCCUGUUUGAUGACUUGUGGAGGAUAAGGUUUAGCUCAGUUCAGCUCCUGGGAGAUCUUCUAUUCCAUAUCUCAGGAGUCACUGGAAAAAUGACCACAGAAACUGCCUCAGAGGAUGACAACUUUGGAACAGCCCAGUCAAACAAGGCUAUUAUUAAUGCUCUUGGUGUGGAGAGGAGGAACAGGGUGCUGGCAGGGCUGUACAUGGGCCGCUCUGACACCCAGCUGGUAGUGCGUCAAGCCUCCUUACAUGUCUGGAAGAUUGUAGUCUCAAACACUCCUCGCACACUGCGUGAAAUUUUGCCAACUCUCUUUGGGCUUCUGCUGAAAUUCUUGGCCAGUACUUGUGCAGAUAAGCGAACGGUUGCAGCACGGACAUUAGGAGACCUUGUCCGAAAGUUAGGAGAGAAGAUCCUUCCUGAAAUCAUUCCUAUUCUGGAGGAUGGACUGAGGUCAGACAAGAGUGACGAGAGGCAAGGAGUCUGCAUUGGGUUGAGUGAGAUAAUGAAAUCUACCAGCAGGGAUGCGGUACUGCUUUUCUCGGAGUCCCUAGUUCCUACAGUGAGAAAAGCGCUGUGUGACCCUCUGGAAGAAGUCCGAGAGGCUGCAGCUAAAACGUUUGAACAGUUGCACUCAACAAUUGGACAUCAAGCUCUUGAAGAUAUCCUGCCAUUUUUGCUGAAGCAGCUGGGAAUUGCCAUUGUCACCUGCUUAAGCUGUUUGGCCACCAUUCCUGAUACGGAAAAUCUUUCUGAUGUGACAGAAAAGCUUGAUGGUCUUAAACAAGUUAUGGCUGUCAAGAGCCGUGUGGUGCUGCCUUAUUUGGUGCCAAAGCUGACUACUCCCCCCGUGAACACCCGGGUGCUAGCUUUCCUCUCAUCAGUGGCAGGGGGGGCUCUGACACGGCACUUGAGUGUCAUCCUGCCUGCUAUGAUGUCUGCGCUGAAAGAGAAGCUGGGGACCAGCGAAGAGCAGUUGGAGAUGGCAAACUGCCAGUCUGUAAUCCUGUCAGUGGAGGAUGACGCUGGACAGAGAAUCAUAACUGAAGAUUUACUAGAAGCUACCCGCAGCCCUGAGCUGGGAAUGAGACAGGCAGCAGCUGUCAUUCUGAAUAUCUACUGUUCCAAGACAAAAGCAGACUAUACUGGUCAUCUCAAGAGCUUGGUUUCAGGCUUGAUACGUCUGUUUAACGAUACCAACCCUGUAGUUUUGAAUGAAAGCUGGGAUGCGCUUAAUUCCAUCACCAAGAAAUUAGAUGCUGGGAACCAGCUUGCUCUCAUUGAGGACCUGCACAAGGAUAUACGGAUUGUAGGGAACGAGGCCAAAGGCGAGCAUGUGCCGGGGUUCUGUAUUCCUAAGAAGGGAGUGACUUCCAUACUCGUGGUGCUGCGGGAAGGUGUUUUAACUGGUAAUCCAGAGCAGAAGGAGGAGGCAGCAAAGGCCUUAGGGCUAGUUAUUAAGCUGACUUCUGCUGAAGCUCUUAAACCAUCUGUGGUGAGCAUUACUGGGCCGCUUAUUCGGAUCCUGGGAGAUCGGUUCAGCUGGAAUGUCAAGGUGGCUCUGCUGGAAACCUUAAGCCUUCUUUUAGCCAAGGUUGAGAUUGCCCUGAAACCGUUUUUGCCCCAAUUGCAAACAACCUUCACCAAAGCUCUACAAGACUCAAACCGUGCUGUUCGCCUUAAAGCUGCCGAUGCUCUUGGUAAACUCAUCGUCAUCCAUGUAAAAGUGGAUCCUCUCUUCACGGAGCUACUGAACGGAAUUCGUUCCAGUGAUGACUCUGCCAUCAGGGACACAAUGCUGCAAGCUCUGCGGUUUGUCACACGAGGAGCUGGUGCAAAAGUUGAUGCUGCAAUUAGGAAGAACAUCAGCACGGUGCUUCUAGGGAUGCUGGGACACGAUGAGGAUGCCACCCGCAUGGCCUCAGCGGGCUGCUUAGCCGAGCUGUGCGCAUUUCUGUCGGAAGAGGAGCUUGGUGCUGUUCUCCACCAGCACUUACUGGCAGACGUCUCUGGCAUUGACUGGAUGGUGAGACACGGGCGAAGCCUGGCGCUCUCUGUGGCUGUGAGUGUUGCUCCUAGCAGGCUGUGCUCCCCCAAGUACUACAGCAGCGUUCAGGAGAUGAUCCUCAGCAAUGCCACUGCUGACAGGAUUCCUAUUGCAGUUAGUGGCAUCAGAGGGAUGGGCUUUCUUAUGAAAUACCACAUGGAAGGAGGAGGGAACCUGCCUCCAAAACUUUCCAACCUCUUUAUUAAGUGUCUUCAGAACUCAUCCAGUGACAUAAAGUUAGUUGCAGAAAAGAUGAUCUGGUGGGCAAAUAAAAACCAUCUUCCCUCACUGGAUCCUCAGACAAUUAAACCGAUUCUCAAAGCGCUUCUGGACAACACAAAGGACAAAAACACCAGCGUAAGAGCCUAUAGCGACCAAGCUAUUGUCAAUCUUCUGAAGAUGAGAGCGGGUGAAGAAGUGCUGGAGUCGGUUUCCAAGAUUCUAGAUGCUGCCAGCUUGGAGCUCCUCAACGAAAGCUGCAGGAGAUCUCUGAAGAAGCUGGCUGGCCAGGCUGACUCUGAUGAACAGAUAGAUGACACUAUACUGACGUGAUGACAACGCUCUAGACGACAAGGAAACACUGAUCCAACCGCUGCAUCAGCAUUUCAACUCAAACACCUAUUUUAAAUGUUUUCAUUUUUGAAAAUGUUAAUUCUGACGGGAUUUCAUGAAAAGGACUCCCAGAGAGUAUUUUAGUAUCAAAUAUACCAGAAUAGCCUUAAUUAGACCCACUAUAGCUGAAAAUUGAAAAUUUGGUCCCCUUUUUUGAAACAGAUAAUGCGCAAGAAACAGAUAUACUAAUCAAUACUGGUAAAUUGUGGCCCAUUGUGAGAUGUGGCUCUAGAGCACAUCAGGCUUAAACUCUGGUGACACCUAUUUCCUUUCCAGGGUCUGUGCAAAAGCUCCAGUACUGGAAGCGGUGUUGGUCUUUUCCACCGGCCCUGUGAAGCAGGAAUAGAACUUGGUGAAAGUUAAAGCGUAUUGUUUUUGUGUACUGCUAACUUGCUGCUUGUGACGGUCCUGAAGACUGAAAAUCCCUGUAAAACAAAGUAUUUAAAAUAGCCUUAGAAAUCACAAAUGCGAAAGGGGGAUUAAAUGCAGUCUGUUUAAAGGAGGAACAUUUAAUAAAGGCUCUGACUUUGA
Messenger RNA from Egretta garzetta (little egret), 8688 nucleotides. RefSeq names its product GCN1 activator of EIF2AK4 (gene GCN1). Gene Ontology annotation, cellular component: cytosol. The transcript has 59 exons. Bases 1 to 8097 code for a protein of 2698 amino acids. The record is from RefSeq and is a predicted model, not a curated record. Lineage: Eukaryota; Metazoa; Chordata; Aves; Pelecaniformes; Ardeidae. Gene Ontology annotation, biological process: regulation of translation; cellular response to amino acid starvation. Gene Ontology annotation, molecular function: protein kinase regulator activity.